Messenger RNA from Peronospora matthiolae, 312 nucleotides. The record is from the annotation of a GenBank genome assembly. Lineage: Eukaryota; Oomycota; Peronosporomycetes; Peronosporales; Peronosporaceae.
AUGAAGUUCACAGCUCUCAUUGUUGCUGCCGUUAUUGCUACAAUGAGUGUCGCAGCUGCAGAGACGCCUGUCUUGCGAGCUCUUGCCGAAGAUACCGCAGCGAAUACCGGUGCCGACGAGAUGGACAUGCAGCCCGAUGCAGGGGCGAUGGACGACGAUGAUGACCAGCAGGAGCGGCAUUGGGGAGGCGGUCGUGGUGGUAAAUGGGGCUAUGGUGGCAAGUGGGGCCGUGGUGGUAAAUGGGGCUAUGGUGGCAAGUGGGGCCGUGGUGGUGGCAAGUGGGGUGGUGGCAAAUGGGGCCGGGGGUGGUGA